Messenger RNA from Schistocerca nitens (vagrant locust), 1985 nucleotides. Its product is annotated as esterase FE4-like. The record is from RefSeq and is a predicted model, not a curated record. Lineage: Eukaryota; Metazoa; Arthropoda; Insecta; Orthoptera; Acrididae. The transcript has 11 exons. Gene Ontology annotation, molecular function: hydrolase activity. The coding region runs from base 154 to 1833 and encodes 559 amino acids.
GUGAGGUGUGUGUGAGGCCGACCAGCAGCCGCCCCACCCAGGGAACCUCGCAGACUGGUCCCCAGGGCCGGCCGAGAGAGAGGGGACCGGCCAGGGCACCACGCCGCUGCUCCAGCUGUUGGGCUUCCGCCAGUCGCGCGGUCGCCUUCCGCCAUGGCACUCCCUGCCUACGUCCUGCUGGCGUUCGCUGCCCUCAUGGGAACGAUGUCUGCGGCGGAGGAGUUCGUGACUGUGCGGGUGUCCGAGGGCUUGGUGCGCGGCCGCAGGGCCACCACCGUGCAAGGCGGCUCCUACGUCAGCUUCCAGGGCCUGCCCUACGCCCGCCCCCCUGUCGGGGAACUUCGCUUCGAGCCCCCUCAGCCAGCUGAGAGCUGGUCAGGUGUGAGAGACGCGCUGUCAGAGGGCGCGGCCUGCAUCCAGUACAACCUGAUCGUGCGCCAGCUUGUUGGCAGCGAGGACUGCCUCUACCUCAACGUGUACACUCCACAGGUGCCAAGCGGAGAUGAUGACAGCACAACAAAGCUGCCAGUGAUGGUGUGGCUACAUGGGGGUGGAUUCGUCGAAGGCUCUGGCACGGCAGCAGCACAUGGUCCUGACUUCUUGGUUGACAGUGGUGUCAUACUCGUCACCGUCAACUACCGGCUCGGUGUCCUCGGUUUCCUGAGCACUGGAGACUCUGUGGUACCUGGAAACAUGGGCCUCAAGGAUCAGGUUGCAGCCUUGCGUUGGGUAAAGGACAACAUCAUUAAUUUUGGUGGUGAUCCCACAAAUGUAAUUUUGUCUGGUGUUAGUGCUGGAGCUUCAUCUGCUUUCAUGCAUAUGAUGUCACCCUUAUCAAAAGGUUUAUUUCACCGUGUUAUAGCUAUGGGUGGCUCACCAUUAAAUCCUUGGUCAUUCUCAGAAACAGCCAAGGAACGAUCUCACCACCUUGCAGAACACUUUGGCCUUACAACAACAGAUUCAAUAGAAUUAGUUAAGUUUCUGAGAACUAUCCCUGCAGAAAAGUUUCCACAAGCAAUGAAACAUGCUCUGAGUGAUGAGGACAAGGAACGGCUGUUUAUGUUCGUUUUUGUACCAUCGGUGGAGCCAAAUGUUGAGGGUGCCUUCCUUACAGAGCAUCCAGCAGAUAUAUUGCACAAAGGCAAAUACAUAAAUGUGCCUCUCCUUACUGGUGUUGCCAGCAGAGAAGGGAAAUUUCUGAUGAAAUGGACUGGUCUGGCAGAUGAUCCAGAGAAAGUGAAGCAUCUCAAUGAUAAUUUUAUAAAAGUUAUUGGUCCAGAUCUUCGUUUACACAGCAAAGCAGAGAGAGAAACUGCAGCAAACAAAAUAAGGGAAUUUUACUUUGGUGGAAAACCUGUGACCAAUGAAACCUUUGAAGAACUUGUGGAUCUUUUAAGUGAUGUAUACUUUCUAGAGGGAAUGAACAGUACAGUUUCAUCUAUGGCAACUAAAGCAGAAUUCCCUAUUUACUUCUACCGCUUCAGCUAUGAAGGAACCUUAUCACCUAUUUCUGUCUUCACAUAUAAUGGUGUAGCUGGUGCCUCACAUGGAGAAGAUGGUGGUUACUUAUUUACUAUGGGAGAGACACCUCUAAACCUCAGUCCUCAAUCUGAUGAACAUAAAGUUCGGAAAAUGAUAGUUAAAAUGUGGACCAAUUUCAUGAAAUCUGGUGUACCAACUGAAGAGCCUUAUGAUGACCUCAACAUUAUCUGGCCAAAGUAUACACUUAAAGAACACGAGUUUUUGGAUAUAAAUGUGAAAUCAUCCAUACAGAGGGAACUGGAACCAAAACGUCUUGGUUUCUGGAGAGGGAUAUUCCCAUCUUCAAUAUAAGUUGUGGAACUGAAAACCCAACCUAAAGCAUGUGUUUGAAGACAGUAUUGCAUCUAAUAAAACUUUUGGUGCAGAAGUGAAAGUUAAUCUGUUUUUUCCAAUGUCUUUUAAAAUCAGAGAUGAUAACUUGAAUUACAACCACUUUUACCCUU